AGUAAAAUAGGACUGAUAUUGUCUUCUCCGUGGUAGUGGAUGCAGCGUUCGGUCGUUGUUGUGUCCUCUUCUCGUGCAGCUUCUAUUCUCUCGCCGCGUCUUGGUGUUUCUUGAUUUUGCUGCAUCGUUGCGUUUGAAAUCUGUGGAAUAUGACGAAGAAACGCAACAAGGGAGGCGGAAGCAAGUCUGGCGCCGGCGGAGGGUAAGACCUUUUUUCAGUUUACGAGUUGCUUCUAGAUCUCAUCUGUUUGGUUUUCUGUCGUGUUCCAACAAGAUCGAUAAGUACACUCCACCACGACUGCACAACAAACCAGGACGAAAUCCGGGAAUAAGAAGCCACGGCCUUCGACAUCUCCGAGUCCACAAAAGAAGUCUUCAGAAGAGGCGGACCCAGCAGAGGCGCUCGCCAUCGGACCUUCAAAAUCGACUGAUGUUUCAGUUUCCUCACCCACGACCAUAGAAAGGGCCGCGGCGGACGGGGGCGCGCAGGCAACGGAAGAAAGGUCCGCUUUCAGCUCCUCUGCGACGGAUCAGGAUGGUCCCACUGCAUCAAGUUGUGGUCUGGACAAAAAAACGAGUCCGGUCGGCGCGCAGCAGCCUGCUGCAUCUCCGAAGAAUGCAGCGUCGCAGCCAUCUUCUACUUCGUUUAGCACGACCUCAUCUACAACUACGUCCUCGCCAAGUAGUGCCGAUCCACCUGUCGCCAAAUCCCCGCCCAAGCGCUACGAUGUGUUUUGGACGGAGGGGAGGAAUUUUGGGUACCGCUGCCUCGGCUGGACCGCGGCGAACGGAUUGCUCGGCUGGGCGGCCGCGCAACUGUCAAAGAAAACGAGGGAACUACAAGUAGCAAAUUCACCGUUUAUUUCCCUUUUCUCCCCAGUGACGAAAAGCUUGCACUACUUACCCACCAACACGAUUCUCUCCACCCUCUCCGGCAGCUGCUGCGCGUUACAACUGUUUCUCAACAUGUUUUCCGUCGGGUGCUUAUCACGGGGAAAAGUGUUAACGUUAACGGAAUUUGUGAUGCAGUAAUGCAUCACAAAAGGCGCCCGAAUUUCUCAUGCAUAGCAUGCAUAUUGGGCAAAAAUUGUCAUGCGUGACUGCAUUCUGUGAAAAAGAAAACCGUGAACGUUAACACUUUUGUGUUCGAUAGUGCGCGGGCUUCAACACGGUGCUGGGACCGUGGCGCCCGUUUUUCCUGAGUCUGACGUUUUUGAGCCAGGGAUUCGGGAUGUACCAGGCGGCGGUGGUAAAUCGAGACCUCGAUCACGUGAAAAAUGCAAUGGUGUCGUCAUUUCUCGCCCUGUCGCUAGCGUUUCUGCCGGAAUUUGUGUUUUUUGUCAACAACGACGAAAUCGUGCGGAAGAUGAGUGUCGCGGGAGGUACUUGUGGCUGCUUAAAAAUGGGGCGUUUUUUUGGUCGUGUGAUGCUGGUAAAAGUAAGACGAAGAACAUGAUUUAAGUACAAGAACUGAACAUGAACGUCAAGUACUACUCACUUCGAGUCAUAAUUGCGCGUCGAUUUUUGUUGUUUGAACAACUUAGGGUCAUCCCCAUCGAGCGACGAAGCCGCGGGCAAAACCGUCCACUCCUUCUCCCCGGACCCGGACCGCGAGGCUAUCAUCGAGCUCCAGGUGGAGGGCAUGGGCUGCGUCGCCUGUGUGAAUGCCAUUCGGGGUGCGAUUGAAACCUCGAAACAAGUUCCGGUCAACAGAGUGCUGAUUCAGCUGGAAAAAGGUUUGGUUACGGUGUUGUACUGGGAGGUGAAGCCGAAGGCGGUGCUGAAAAAGGACAAAAGUUGUCACGGGGUAGUGAAUCAAUCUUGUUCAUCUCAGCAGUCCCAGCAGUCACUUUCCAAAGCGGACGACGACGAAAUUGCGUUGUACCAGGUGGAGCGGGAGGCUCGGCGAAAAGCAUUCGAAGCUGCGCUCGUCGAGUGCGUCGUCAGUGCGGGGUUCGACGCGCGCGUUAUUUUGCCGGGCGAAGGAGCAAGAUAUGCGGAAACGGAGAAGAAUGGAGGAGCUGUGGGGACAAAUGUUGCAGCGACAUCAUUUUCUUCAGCGGCGAUUUCCGCGUGUCCUCUGCCAGGAGCAAGGCACCCACAGGGCGGGAAGAAAGAAGCUGUUAUGUCGGAUGGUGGAACUACGGGGAAAGAAGCGGGCUCUUCUGGAGGACCCUCGGCCAGUGCUGAAGAAGCUGGCGCGAAACUCGGCGGAUCAUGACCAUGAGGUGAAUCUAGUAUUUACUCAGUUCUUUUUGUUUUUUGCAUCGCGGCAAAGGUCCGUAAUCAACGUAGUGGAGCGGUUUUCCUUUUCUGGAACAAGUCCGUGCGCGGAAGUAAUAAGAGUGAGGUAACAAAUCAAAUCCUUAAGUUACCGGGUAACAUAGCGUCCGGCGGGCCGCCGGACGCAAAGUUACCCGGUUCCCAGCCGCCAGCCCCUUCCAGCGGAUCGGACCGUUCCUGGCGGCUGGGAACCGGGUAACUUAGCGUCCGGCGGCCCGCCGGACGCUAUGUUACCCGGUAACUUAAGGAUUUGAUUUGUUACCUCACUCUAACGGAAAUAUCUACUUCAUUGCCUCUUAACUUAUCUGCGCGGGGUGUAUUUUCCCUGACAAAAACAGAGAAACAGAAGCGAAGGCUGUCUUAGCCUUUCUCGUUUUGUGGAUUCAAAUUUUCCUCAGUCGUGUACUACUCAGUAGUGGUUCUUGCAUUGAUAAAAACAU
Messenger RNA from Amoebophrya sp. A120, 2723 nucleotides. Lineage: Eukaryota; Dinophyceae; Syndiniales; Amoebophryaceae. The record is from the annotation of a GenBank genome assembly.